Messenger RNA from Sphaerodactylus townsendi, 6043 nucleotides. RefSeq names its product centrosomal protein 104 (gene CEP104). Gene Ontology annotation, cellular component: cilium. The transcript is spliced from 22 exons. The record is from RefSeq and is a predicted model, not a curated record. Bases 226 to 3066 code for a protein of 946 amino acids. NCBI's taxonomy places the organism in Eukaryota, Metazoa, Chordata, Lepidosauria, Squamata, Sphaerodactylidae.
GCGGUUGCUAGGAGAUCAGUGACCCUAGUGAUGGAGCCGGAAUAAAGUAGGUGGGGGGCAGAGAAGGGGCAGGUUAGUUAGACGGAGUGGGGGGAGCCCCUCUGAGUCCUUCCAGGGGGCGACUGAUCUGCCGAUCCCCCCUAUGUGGGCCUCCCUCCCCUCGCAGAGGCAGGCGGAGGUCCCCCACCCCAGAAGGAAGGCCAAUGGGAGGCUCAAGCGGGGAGGAUGCCACACAAGGUUGGUUUUAUCGUUAUAAGUUCAUCGGGACAUGAAGAUGGCUUCAGUGCAAAAGAACUGAUGGUCCACGCACCAACUGUCAAUGGAUGGAGAUCACCAAGGCUCUGCCAGUAUCCCCAAGAGAUUGUCCUUCAGAUGGUGGAGCGAUGUAGAAUUCGGAAACUGCAGCUGCUGGCUCACCAGUACAUGAUUUCCAGCAAAAUUGAGUUCUAUAUCAGCGAUAACCUACCUGAGUACUUUGCGCCCCACAAGUCUGAGAGGUUUCGAAGACUUGGUUAUGUCUCUCUCUCAGACAACAAGAAGACGAGCUUCAAAGCCCGAGAACUGAAAUCUGUCUACGUGGAUGCAGUUGGCCAGUACCUUAAGUUGACUUUCCACAAGAACUAUGUCAAUAGGUACAACUUGUACAGUCAGGUGGCUCUCGUAGCGGUAAACAUAAUUGGCGAAGCAGCAGACCACAGCAAUAACUUCGCUCAUACUUCAAGAGAUAAACUAAUCGACCAUUACCUCGGGAACAAUCCAGAUGACUCGGCCUUAGAAGGAACAUUCAUGGGGAAGUCAGAUUCCAUUUCUCCCCUGGAUGAUUUGGCUUUUGACAUGUACCAAGACCCAGAGGUGGCACAGAUAAUUCGGAAGCUGGAUGAGAAAAAAUACGAAGCAGUGCGGCACGAGCAUUACGAUCAUGCCAAGAAACUCAAGCAAGCCAUUGCGGACCUGCAGAAGGUUGGUGAGCGGCUGGGCCGUUAUGAGGUAGAGAAGCGCUGUGCCGUUGAAAGGGAGGACUACGAUCUUGCCAAGCAGAAGAAGCAACAGAUGGAGGAGUAUCGCUUGAGAGUUUACCAGCAGCUGGAACUCCAUAACCUCCUCGAUCCGGAUCUGACGAUCCGAAGGCCUGACUUCCCCCUGGAGCCCGUGGUUUACCCUGCCACCUCACCACAGCAAAAGAAGACCGUGCCUUCUCCUCAGCGGGACAAGACGGAAGCAGAUAACCCGGAGCCCGUGCCACCUGAAAAGCCACCAGAAGCUGUUUCUCCAGAGUCUGAGCACUCCAUUCCUCAACACAUUUUCUCUCCUCCUGUAGCCCAGGGACUCAUCUCACCUGAGGCUUUCCCAAAGAUAAGUGUUGAGUUCCUGCCUUACGAUGAGAGGCCGCUUCCAGCUAUCCGUAAGCAGCAGGAAGAAGGGUACACCUACUGCGAACCUGAAGUCGAGGAAGAUCCCGUCGACACGCCAAGAAGCGGCAUCACCGGCGAGCCGGAGCCCUUGACGGAGAAAGCCUUGAGGGAGGCCGGACCAGCUGUUGAAGUCUUUGGGGAAGUCUUGGUCGCCGGGGCCUAUUCCAAAACGUGGUCCUACCGGGAGGACGCAUUGCUUGCCAUCUACAAGAAGAUGAUGGAGAUGCCCACCAGUACACCCAAGGAGGAUCUCAAGAAUUUGCUCAGGGCUGCCAUCUUCCUUGUAGCAAGAUCUAUAAAAGACAUAGUCUCCUCGGUUUUUCAGGCCUCCUUGAAGCUUUUGAAAAUGAUCAUCACUCAGUACAUCCCCAAACACAAACUCGGGAAGCAGGAGACGGCUCACUGUGUGGAGAGGGCAUUUCCCAACCUCCUUUCCAGGACCGGAGACUCCUCGGCUCGUCUUCGUGUCGCCACCGCCAACUUCAUUCAGGAAAUGGCGCUCUGUGCUGAGGUGAAGCCUCUUCAGAUUAUACCCGCUCACUUGGUGCAGCCGCUGAAGUCCAAUUCCCCGACGCAUCUGGCUAUGAGCCAGACGGACUUAGUGGAACGCUUGCUGAGAGAUCUUGGAACGGAAAACACCGGCUUCACUGUCGAUAAUGUCAUGAAGUUUGCAACAGUGACUCUGGAGCACCGCGUGUACGAGGUCCGAGAAACAGCCAUUCGGAUCAUUUUAGACAUGUACCGGCAGCAUCGAGCUGUCAUCCUGGAUUACCUUCCUCCUGAUGACGCCAACACCCGCAAGAACAUUCUCUACAAGACGCUCUUUGAUGGAUUUGCUAAAAUAGACGGCAGACUCACAGACGUUGAAGCGAAGGCGCAGAAAAAGAUGGCCACAGAGGAGUCUGAGAAACAGAAGAAAGAUGAGAUCAAAGCUUUGCAAGGUCAGCUGGCAGCACUGAAGGAGAUGCAGAAUGACACCCCAAAGGAAAAAGAAAAUGAUUUGCAGAAGUCCAGGAAUCAAGGAGAACUCACCAAAAAAGCCCCUUUGCCUGCAACAACUGAGAUUCCUGAUGACCAUUCCUCAGUUGCAAAUUAUCUUGACAACCUCUGCAUUUUUUGUGGUGAAAGGGAUGAAUCCUUCACAGAGGAAGGUCUGGAUCUCCACUACUGGAAACAUUGCCCCAUGUUAACAAGGUGUGACCACUGCAAACAGGUUGUGGAGAUUGCCAGCUUGACUGAGCACUUGCUCACCGAAUGCGACAGGAAGGACAGCUUCGGCAAGUGUGCCCGCUGCUGCGAAGCCCUGCCCAAGGACGAGCUGCUUAGACAUGUCAAGGGGAAAGUGUGCAACCCUGCCAAACCUGAGAAAGUGGCCAAUCACUGUCCAUUGUGCCAUGAAAAUUUUGCUCCGGGAGAGGAGGCCUGGAAGGUGCAUCUGAUGGGCAAAGACGGCUGCUGCGUGAACCCAAGGCGGUUGCCCGCCUUGAAUAAGAGCUUGCCAUCACAUCCCGUUCCUGGCAGACCCGCAGGAACGACGCUCAACAGAUCAGGGCCAUCUGGAACAAAGCUCCACUCCCCGUCGGUUGGAAGCAAGAUCCCCACCCCGAGAGGCGGCUUGAAUAAAAACACUGGCAGAACAUAUGCAAAGCGAUGACGUGACUCUCUUCUUUCCUCCGGCUUUCUGAUUCCCGGCUCUGAUAGUCUACCUACACGUGAUGGCAACUCUCCCACUCCAACCUCAAGCAGUUGGCUCUCUCUGUUUACAGUGGUUUGGCUGUGACUGGCCGGUCCUCUCUGCCCCAAGGAUUGCCUCCGUCCACACUUCUACUCACAUGUGGGAAGCUACGCGCCAAAAACUCUCUGCACCAUUCGAGGGGCCUCGUGCCCAUAGGGCUGCCGUUGCCCCAGGCCACCAGUCCCCAGGUUUUCAAGGUACCGAGUAACUUGCCAUCCGCUUUGCAGCACCAAAUCAGGGAAGUGGAGCCUUUGCUUCUCUCGAGCCUCGUGUUAAUUUUCUCUUAAGCGGUGAGCUCCUUUGCGAAAACAGUGUUCAAGCUGGGCUGCCUUCUUUCAGUGGCAUUUACCUCCAUCUUCUUAUCCUAAAUCAAAACAUUUCCCCAUGGCACUGUGGUUUGUAAUCGUGAUUAUUCCCAAGGCAUAGACCUUCCCCUAGGAUGAGAUGCUCCUGUUACUAUUUUGUCAACCUCCCCCUCAGCUCUCCUCAAUGGCUCCUGUCAACCUUCCACCUGAGGCAGGUGCCUUCUUUCUUCCCUAUUGCAAAUUCGACAUGCCAGAUGUACGUGGAUCUAAAAACCACAGACAUGACAAUCGGGGCCAUGGCUGGUGGACUGCAUCUGUCUUCUUCUCCACUGUGAAGAUCUUGUGUUUGUUUUUCCUUGGCUUUUUGUGCACUUGGGCACACCAGGAAUCAGCCAAAGGCGUGCACCCGUUAAAAGAUUUUUGAAGUUCGAUUAAAAUCAAGCUCUGAACUUGAUUCUGGAGCAAUCACAGGGUACAGCUUUUGGCUGGGCUGUACCAUUUUAGUUCUUGGGGGGCGAUGGUUUGACUCCUCCCAUUACAGAACUAGAAUGCCUACUGUUUUCCUUAGCAUGUUAUUUUUAGUAUGUACAAGAUAAUAUAUAUAUUUUUAUGUCUGAGGGGAGGUUCAGCUACUGAACCCCUUCCCCACACCUGCACACCAAUUUGCACAGGCCAGCAAAAGCCGUCCCUGGAACUUGAUUGCAGAUUCCUGCUCUCAAAAAUGGACAGAGAUGCCAUCCCAUUCCAUGGCUACUGCAGACAAUCACUCUGUGCAGCACAUUAGCUGCUAGACACACAUGAGGAAAUUGGGUGUUUAAAACAUGGCAUCAAGAGACAACCCUGUCGCCAACUCCACCCCCACCCCCCACCCCCCACCCACCCCGUCGGGAAGCAGAGGAGGGAACUGAGAACAUGUUUCUUGUGCUCCCCCACAUCCCUGCUCAAAGGGAACUGGGCAGUGCUGCAGUCUUCUAGUCCCAGCCACUCUAGAUUUUCCUCCCACCUCAGAACGUGGCUCAGUGGAUUUGGCAUGGAUAUGUGGAUCCGUGCCAGCCACUUCAAUGCAACUUGUUUACAAUUAAUGAGCAUUUCAGUUGCUAAAGGAGAGCACUGACAACGGUCCGGUUUCUACCUUUGCUUACGUAGAGCAACAACGAUGCUCAGCUGACCUAGCCAUAGCCAAAGGCCAUGCGAACUGAACCCUAUAAUUCACCCCACAGCCCUGGGCAGUGCACCAGUGGACCUUGGCAAACAAGUUGGGUUGCUUGAACUUUUGAUUUGAUUGUUGGGAAAACCUGAAUCCGCACACUGGACCAAUUGUGAAAAGGUUGUUACCUUCCAGUUCACACCUUUUGAAAGAAUGAGCCAGGUAAACCCUGAUUUGUCUUGUUGUAUCGCUGUGGAAGGAAAAAAAGGGUUGCUCCAGUGGAAAACUAGAAAUAAGGGGGAAGAAACGCAAAAAACUAUUGGUACAAGGAGGAAAGAAUAAUAAAUAUUUUAGCAGUCCAAAUGUUUCUAUAUGGAAUUGCAACACUUUUGUCAUUAAAAUAUUCGUAUUUAUUGCUAAUAUAUAUUACUAAAUUUAUUACUAAAAUAUUUAUUAUAUCUUGCUUCAUGGCAUAGGUAGCUGCUUGCUUCUCCUUGUUUUCAGUCUUAUAGGAUGUGCCAUAGCCGCAGUGAUAAUCGGCCAACUUUUGAGUUACACAGAUCGCUUCAGCAUCCCAGUGUGCUGGUGGAAGACAUGACAGUGUAGAGUUGCCACACUUUCAGUAAAUAGACCAUAAGGUUUCACGUUUGUUUCUUCUUUUCCUUCCUGGAUUAAAACGCAGGGCAUGCUCCCUGACUACCUUUUGCACAGAGUCUUGGAUAGCGCCUUGCUUUCUGGGUAGUGGAAAGGCUUCUCGAGUUCCCCUGGGCCUGUAGUGAAAACAAUGCCAGGGCAUCCUGGUGCACCCUUACUGUGGGGGUGAUCUUGCAGAGAUGGGAAUCCAGGCUCUGCAGAGCCUUCUCGAUACAAAGGAGCAACUGCUGCCUGCAUCUAAAACAGAAGCUUAGUUUUAAAAGCAAGCUGUAAUCUCUCUUACAGUGCACAAUUCGUAAAAGGGCUGACUUUUUAACUCUUCCUUGCCAGUUCUGGCAUCUUACGGCCUUCCUUCAUCACUUUGAGCUUUCCAUAAGGAUUAUUUGCCCCAGGGUCAGGGCUGUUGCGAAGCGUUCUCUCCCCACCUUGCAUUGCUUCCCCACCGCAUCAUGGUGCACUGAUGCAUUUCCUGGGUUUUCUCCUCUUUUCUCCAAUCUUUCCCAAACUUGCUUCACUGUGAUGUUUUGAAAAAAAGAUCGUAGCAGAGCUAGGAGGGCAAGCGUGUGGGCAGGGAGGUCCAGAACGGCCAUCUCAGGGACUGGAGCAGGAAAAAUGGGCGGAAACCUGUUGUCCGGAAGCCUCAAUAUUGCUGCAUUGCAUGGGAGUUUCUGCAAAAAUAUAAAAAUGACUGCUUUUUGGAAGCCCCUUCUGUCAGCUGGCUGUUGUGGGUUUUCCAGGCUGCACUGCUGUGGUCUGGUAAAUCUUGUUCCUAUCAUUUUUCCUGCAUCUG